Messenger RNA from Homalodisca vitripennis (glassy-winged sharpshooter), 4984 nucleotides. RefSeq names its product autophagy-related protein 13 homolog. Gene Ontology annotation, biological process: autophagosome assembly; piecemeal microautophagy of the nucleus; protein localization to phagophore assembly site. The record is from RefSeq and is a predicted model, not a curated record. Lineage: Eukaryota; Metazoa; Arthropoda; Insecta; Hemiptera; Cicadellidae. The transcript is spliced from 7 exons. The coding region runs from base 1 to 1125 and encodes 374 amino acids. Gene Ontology annotation, cellular component: extrinsic component of membrane; Atg1/ULK1 kinase complex; cytosol.
AUGGGGCCAAACUUGCUGGGACAAACACAGGAAUCGGAGUUUAACUUGGCCAUCAAAGACCUGCCGGAAGUGUUAGCUGAGGCCAAGAAGGCGAUGGGUAGUUCUGGCUCUCGGCUGCCUCUCUGUGUGGAGAUAUCUCUCAGAACCAAUGAACAAGAAACUAUGAUGCUUGAGACGUGGUGUAUCGGAAUACGCACUGAUCUGGUGGAUCCAACAAUGCGAGUGACAUACCCACUGUAUACUAGGAUGGGUAUACUGCUAAAGUCUUUGGUCACACUGACGCGUGUCACGCCAGCUUACAAGUUGUCACGCAACAAGUCCGACUACGUUAUGUGCUACCGGAUCUACGUGGGUGAGCCACAGCUUCUUGGACUUGGUUCCGGCUACACGCAGAUGAACGUUGGUCAGGUCGGCACAUCCCUGGGUACCCUGCAGAUGUCUGUAGCUUAUCGUACAAAGCUGACUAUAUCUCCUCAGCACACCAAAACAUCAGCCAUCAUGGUCAAAAGUGAUCAUUUUCCAUCUGAUAGCAGUCCAUCAGACAACAACACUAAAAAUUGUUCUGAUACGAAGAUGGCAAACAAUGGGCUACCGAUGGUGAAAUUGCCAGCCUUUGCAGAUCGGUGGGACUUGAGAUGGAAAGAGCCUGAGCCUGUAGAAAUCCCCUUUGCUCACCUCUUACCCAAGCCAAAGUCUAAGCAAUCACCACCGACACAGGAUGAUGGUGAAGAUGCAGCUCUUAACGGUAACGAGAGCGUUGAUAAUGAUGGCUCAUUCGUGGCGGUCAACGGAAACAAGAACUGCAGUGACAGCGCAGACAGUCAGAAUGGCAAUGUCACACCAAAAGUUGGGUCAUUGGGCUCACAGUAUGAGGAGCCAUUCAGUAUGGAUGAUGUCGUGCCGGUAGUGCCCUUUGCUGGACCGUUAGAUGAAAUUGAGCUGGGCUUGUUCUUCAGACGUUGUCAACGUCCACCACCACUGAAGUCGUUCACAGAGAUUGACAAGCCAGAGGUUUACAGCGAAGACAGGGAGGACAUCAGCGAGGAACUGGAAUCAUUGGAGACCAACGUACUAGAGUGUAAUGAUAUCAUCAGUUCCUUGUGUGAUGGAGAAAAUAACAACUAACCUACCUUACCCUUCCUCUUUUUGCCCAGACUGAUCCUUAGUUUACCGCUGUCAUUGUGAUAUGUUUUCUUGUAAACCAGUUUUGAAAUUACCUAAAGUUGGCAUUCUGCAGAGUAUCUGCAAUUCAAUUUUUAUCUAUAAGAUUUUGUAGACAUGGUUUUUAUUUUGUUUCCAAUUUAUUCAAAUCCGAUUGUUGUGAUACAAUAAAAUGUUGUGUAUGGCUACUCACAUGUCAACGAGUUGGUUGCUCAGAUAUUUUAACUUUUAGUUUCAUUUAUCAAACUAAACAUAUCAGUGCAGUGCACUAUGAAAUAAUUUUUUCAAAUUUUUAUUGGUUAAUGUGAAUUUGUUGCAGUAUGGUGAAAUGUAUAAUUUUCGUAACAAGUAUCAGAAGUUCUUGUUUAGCUUUAUAGUAAUGCAAUCAAAUCUAAAAUUUGUAAAAACAGUUGAAACAAGUUCAUUAAGUUAUAAUAACAAUACAACAGUAACUACAAAGUUGUCAGAACUGAGAUCCAUGUUUCAGUUUGGGACGGAUUGGGGAAUUCUAAGUUUGGCUGUUGUCAUCAGAGAGGCAUCAUUUGGCCACUUUUACACUAGUCCGCUUAGUGGCGCCGCUGUGUUGUGCUACUAGGACUGCCGGUGGUGCAGCAUCAAAAUUCAGUUGUCGGGCCCAAUGCUUGUCAAGACUACUAUAUUGUCAUCACGUUAAACUUCUAAAUUGGAUUUUCCCUGUACAUUGUUGUCAGCUUAAUAAGCAAUGCCAUAGCUCACACUGUUGUCUCUAUCUUUGUCACUGCAUAUAUGCAUUAUGAAUUGCCCAAAAUCUCAUAAAAUCAGUAGUAAUGCUGGCCACCCUACCCUAGUCAUAGUCAAUUUAAUUCAGUAUCACAACAUUUUUUAAGGCUGCGCCUCUCAGCGGCCUAGUUUAAUAGCGUCCAUGCAUAGACACAAUACGAGGACACAAAAUAUUCUACUUAAUUUUAAAACUACUUGUUAACCCACUGGCUACAUAUUGCCCGUCAUCAGUUACCAUCAGCGUAAUUACUAAUAUCGGGUGCAGCAUGUCAUGCUAAGUUCGUAAUUUUGGAGUCAAAACAUAUCCUUGAUAUUGCCUAUUUUGGCAUUUGCCUAUACUGUUAUAUUGGUCUGUUAAAAUAUAACUUGUUGGUGAUUUUUGAAGCUGGUUGACUCAAAAUUGAUUGUUUGUUUUAAUUAGUUGCUGUCUGAAUUCUGAAAUGACUUUGCUGUAAGAUCAUUUCUUUUCUUAAGAGUUUUAGUAACUUUGUGAAGAACAUACUCAAUGAAGUAAAAAGUGUGUGAUUGUAACUUUAAUAAUGAAUUUUGAUUGAAAGUAGUAGUGGAAGUAAGAGGUAUUUCUUGGCAAUGAAGAAAUUUUAGAAAAUUAUGUGACAAGGCCUAACUUUCACACUUUGGAGUGGCUAAGGCAAGCUAAAUGAUCCAUAAUAAUUUUAUAAUUAAUUGAUAUUAAUAAUUUUAUUUUUAGUGAUAGAUCUGGUAUAAAUCCAACUGUUGCUAGGCAACUAAAUACUUAAAAUAUAAUAUAAUAGAAAAAUAACAUUUUAACAUGUUAUAUUAUGGUCAUUUAAUAUUUUUAAUUAACCCUAAGCACUAACACGAUUUCUAUUACAAAAUUAAAAAUUAAUUCAGUACCUGAGAAUAAAAUAUUUAAAUUUUAAUUGGUAGUCAGUGGGUUAAUGUUUUUCUGUGACAUAAAAUUCCAGUACACUAUUACAUUACAAAAAAUGCUGAUGACACAGUCCAGUCCAAAUAUGGGUACCCAAUCAAAUGAGUGUGUCUCUGAUUUAAUCCUCUUUCAGAAGAGAUAUAAUGAAGAAAUAACUUUGCGUCAAGAGUGGGCAGGAGUUGUCAUAGUAAAGUGAACAAACACAAAUAUUUAAAAGUAUCUUAGUGUGAGCCUUAUCAUAUGUUUACUACUAUAAAUGUAUAGUAGUACAAACUAUAACAUGUUGAAUUUCCCUAUACAGUUAGCCGCACUCGAUCGCACAGGAGUUAAAAUCAGAGCAUCAGUCUUUGUGACAGUUUAUGAUCAGUUACAGAAUCUGUUGGAUUGUUUUUCAACAGAAGCUUUAAAUAGUACUUUUUUUAACAAGAAAGAAUGUGGUUUUAUUAGUAUUGUGUACUUUCUCAUAGAAGUAUAUCCUAAUAGUUGUAGUUUUAUUUGCUCAACGACAGUUAUACACAACAUGUAGUCUUAUGUUUCAUUUUAUUACAAAAAAAUAUGGUGCUAGUCUAUUAUCCUAUUAUCAUAGAAACGGUAAAAUGUUCUCUCAUAUAAAAAAAAAAUUGUUCAGUGUAAAACAUGCGUACAAAACCAUUUUAAAGAAUUGAUAUGAUCAUAAUAAAGUUUUUAUUAUCUAUCGAAGUAUUUCAAAUCAUGUAUAAGUUGAUUUUAAUCCAUGCAUGUCAUGACAGGAUAGUAAGUAACGAAGCUUAAUAGAUCCACAUAAGUACAGAAGAGAAAGUAAAAUUAUUUUGAUGUGUUUUUUAACACUUAUCUUAACACAUGAAGAGGAAUCUACAUUGGCAAAAUAUUGACAAUGCAUUGUCAAGUUCUGUUUAUUGUCCAAGUAGACAACUGUCCAAAAAUGUGUGAUGCAUUCUGUAAUAGUUUUGAAUGACAAUUUUCUCAUUUUAAAUUCUCUUCCUAAUUUGUAAAAGAAAAUUAGACUCGAAAAAUAGGACUUGAAACUUUACCGUUUUCAAAUAAGUUUUACUAACAGUUAAUUGACAAUUUCUAUGAGACACUGAAGAGUGAAACCAGUUUAGGAACUAAAGCUUUUUACUGUUCAGUGUCUUCUUAAUUUUGAUAUUGGGUUCAUGAGAUUUAAAUUUGGCCAAUGAUAAAAUAAAAGUGAGUUACCUUAACUAACUGUAGAUAUUAAUAUUGUGAUAAAACCAUGUCUAUUGUAUUUUGAAUCUAUUUAUUUAUGUAUAUUGUUUUACGUAUCCAUUGUAAAAAAUAUAAACUUGUUUUUGUCUUUUUGACAUAAACUAAAUUUUAUAUUUCAUGUUUGUACAUUUCAUAUUUAUAUUCAUCAAACCUUUAAGGUUCGUAAAGUACUUAGUAACUUUAAGUGUAGUGUAAGUCUCUGUCUCAUACUUCCCAUGUAAUUUAUGUUUUUGGAGUUUAGCACAAAAGCGUGUGAAAUUAAAACUUUGCCAUUUGUUGUAUAUGAAGAAUCAUAAGUAAUUUUAACAGUAUUAAAAAUAUUUUCACAAAUCACAGGGAUUGCAUAAAAUAUUUUUUUGGUUGCUUUACCAAAUUGUAAUUCACUGAAUAUUUUAUAGAUGUUACUAACAGUGUUAAACAAUAAAUAGCAGCAAAACAACAAAUAUUUUAUCAGAUGUGGUUAUUGUUUUGGAACACACAAUUAUUUUGUAUAACCGUGCUAAAUAAGAUACAUUAUUGAUUAGAUUUUAUAUGAUUAGUUGUUUCAUUACGUUAUUUACAUUAUAAAUGAUAAAUAAAAAUUUAAUUUUUUUUCUAUUUAACUAAAUGCAUAGUACUAAAAGUAGAAGUUUUAAUUGUAAUGAAAUCUUGUGUAAAAUUUAUUGAUAAAAAUAGUUACACUUGCUUUGUACAAUUACGAAGCAUUGGUCUUAAGACCAAUGAACGACAUUUUUUUUGUGCCAUAUAAUCCUGUUAUAUUAUUUUGAAUUUAUUAAUUAAUUUGGUGAAAUAUUAGUUGAUUUUGUUGCUGUUUAAUGAAGCGAUGUAAAAUGAUGAAUAUUGUGAUCCAGACAUGUACCACAUUAGAAUAAAAUGCUUCAGGGAAAACUGUAAAUCUGUUAAUAUUAAAUUAUUUUUAUAAAACUA